Molecule: messenger RNA, 1032 nt
Organism: Sturnus vulgaris (Common starling)
Lineage: Eukaryota; Metazoa; Chordata; Aves; Passeriformes; Sturnidae
Source: RefSeq, a predicted model, not a curated record
AUGGCCAUGGUGGCCGGCGCUUGGGGCGAACCGAACGGCGGCGGAGGCGGCGGCGGCGGCCCCGGCGGCGGCCCCGGAGCCGGUGGCGGUGGCGGAGGGCCGGAGGAAGCGGCGUCCCCCGGUGGUGGCGGCAGCGACGCGGAGCACGGCGAGGAGGAGCGGCCCGGGGCCGGCGCGGACUGCGUGGUGUGCGGGGACAAAUCCAGCGGGAAGCACUACGGGGUGUUCACCUGCGAGGGCUGCAAGAGCUUCUUCAAACGCAGCAUCCGCAGGAACCUCAGCUACACCUGCAGAUCCAACCGGGAUUGCCAGAUCGACCAACACCACCGGAACCAGUGCCAGUACUGCCGCCUCAAAAAGUGCUUCCGAGUGGGAAUGAGGAAGGAAGGUAGGCACGGCAGCGUCAUGGGCAUCGACAACAUCUGCGAGCUGGCCGCCCGCCUCCUCUUCAGCACCGUGGAGUGGGCCCGGAACAUUCCGUUCUUCCCGGAGCUGCCCGUGUCGGACCAGGUGGCGCUGCUGCGGCUGAGCUGGAGCGAGCUGUUCGUGCUGAACGCGGCGCAGUCGGCGCUGCCCCUGCACAUGGCGCCGCUGCUGGCGGCCGCCGGCUUCCACGCCUCGCCCAUGUCGGCCGACAGGGUGGUGGCUUUCAUGGAUCAGAUCCGGGUCUUCCAGGAGCAGGUGGACAAGCUCAACCGGCUGCAGGUGGACUCGGCCGAGUACAGCUGCCUCAAGGCCAUCGCGCUCUUCACGCCGGACGCCUGCGGGCUGUCGGACGCGUCGCACGUGGAGGCGCUGCAGGAGAAGGCGCAGGUGGCCCUGACCGAGUACGAGCGCUCGCAAUUCCCGGCGCAGCCGCAGCGAUUCGGGCGCCUCCUGCUGCGGCUGCCGGCGCUGCGGGCCGUGCCCGCCUCGCUCAUCUCCCAGCUCUUCUUCAUGCGCCUGGUGGGGAAAACGCCCAUCGAGACCCUGAUCCGGGACAUGCUCCUGUCCGGCAGCACCUUCAACUGGCCCUACGGGGCCGGGCAGUAG